This is a messenger RNA of Glycine soja, 2230 nucleotides long. Its product is annotated as serine/threonine-protein kinase RHS3-like. Gene Ontology annotation, cellular component: plasma membrane; nucleus; cytoplasm. Lineage: Eukaryota; Viridiplantae; Streptophyta; Magnoliopsida; Fabales; Fabaceae. The transcript is spliced from 4 exons. Bases 269 to 2029 code for a protein of 586 amino acids. Gene Ontology annotation, molecular function: ATP binding; protein serine/threonine kinase activity. The record is from RefSeq and is a predicted model, not a curated record. Gene Ontology annotation, biological process: protein phosphorylation.
GCUUUUGAUGAUGGGUGGUGGUUCAAUCAAGAACCAGCUCAUUUUCAACACCCUCAUCAUGACAUUUCCUGCCUAAAACCAACAACCUUAUUCUUCCCCUUUUCUCCCAAUCAUUUUUCUCUCUUCUUGAAAAGGGAAAAAAAAAGCAGCUGUUAUAUGCAUUUGUCAAUGCAUCUGAAACAUUGUUGUUAUACCUCUUAGAUAACCUGAAAUCAAUCUCUUUUCUGAUGGGAAUUCCUCUUGAGGGGUGUUUUUGUGUUGCCUGUUGAUGACAUCAAAUCCUGUCAAGAUGCCUGAUUUACGUGAGACAAAGAUGGAGCACAAGUUGUCAGAAGGGGCACACCCUAGUGCUCAUAGUAGCUGUUCAAAUUCAGGAAACAACUCACCAACUCAUCCCAAGAAUGUGAACCAAGAACCAAAAGACACCAGCACAACAACAACAACAACAAAUGUCCACAACUCAGGAAAUGAAACUGGACAUGUGGACCAGGCUUCCAAAACUGAUCAAGCAAAAUUGGAAGGUAAAUCCAGACCCCAGAAGUUAAUUCCACCAAGCAGGAACAUAUCUGAUUUCAACCCUCAACAACAUCAAAGUCCAAGCACAAAUAAGCCUAAUUCAAAUUCUGAUCAUCCUCCUCAUGCAAAGGCAAUGUCUGUGUCUACCCCUCAAACAAAGACUAGUAGUACGAAUAAUCUUCAAGGUCAAGGAAGUGGUGCUAGUUCUCGCAGUGACAGCUUAGAGAGCACAAGUGCACCCAUUAGGCCACACACUGGUGGUGAUGUGAGGUGGGAAGCUAUUAACAUGAUUUCAAGGGUUGGCCCUCUCAAUCUCAGCCAUUUCAGGCUUCUCAAGCGAAUCGGUUAUGGAGACAUUGGAAGUGUGUACCUUGUGGAACUUAAGGGAACAAGGACCUACUUUGCUAUGAAAGUUAUGGACAAGGCAGCUCUUAUAAGCAGAAAUAAGCUUCUGAGGGCACAGACAGAAAGGGAGAUUCUUGGACUCCUUGAUCACCCCUUCCUCCCAACUUUGUAUUCUUAUUUUGAAACUCGUAAGUUCUAUUGUUUGGUCAUGGAAUUCUGUAGUGGGGGUGAUCUUCAUUCUCUUAGACAGAAGCAACCUAAUAAGUGUUUCACUGAAGAAGCUGCAAGAUUUUAUGCUUCAGAGGUUUUGUUAGCUCUGGAAUACUUGCACAUGCUUGGCAUUGUAUACAGAGACUUAAAGCCAGAGAAUCUUCUAGUCAGAGACGAAGGGCACAUCAUGCUCUCAGAUUUUGAUUUAUCCCUUCGCUGCUCCGUCAACCCUACACUAGUCAAGUCUUCUUCUGCCCAUGCAAGCAACAGUAGUAGUGGCAGCAACAACGAUGUUGGCAGCAUAUUAACCGAUGACCAAGCAGUGCAAAGCACUACUCAGGUAUCAAGUUUUUUCCCACGCAUUUUGCCUUCGAAGAAGAACCGCAAGGCAAAGUCAGAUUUUGGCAUACUGGUUGGCGGAGGACGCCUUCCUGAGCUGAUGGCAGAACCCACCAAUGUGCGUUCGAUGUCAUUUGUAGGGACACAUGAGUACCUUGCUCCUGAGAUUAUCAAAGGAGAGGGUCAUGGUAGUGCAGUAGACUGGUGGACUUUUGGGAUCUUCUUGUAUGAGUUGUUGCAUGGAACAACCCCUUUCAAGGGUUCAGGAUAUAAAGCCACACUUUUCAAUGUUGUUGGACAACCACUUAGAUUCCCAGAAACUCCCCAAGUCAGUGCCGUGGCUCGUGACCUUAUUAGAGGGUUGUUGGUGAAAGAGCCUCAGAAGAGAAUUGCAUACAAGAGAGGAGCUACAGAGAUAAAACAACAUCCAUUUUUUGAGGGCAUGAACUGGGCUCUGGUUAGAAGUGCCACCCCUCCCCACAUACCAGAGGUUAUAGAUUUCUCAAAGUAUGCUAGCAAAGACACAGCACCCCCACCAGACAAGAAGAUGGCAGAUAUUGCUAAUGAUAAACACAGCAACAGUGCUACUGAUUCUUACAUAGAAUUUGAGUAUUUUUAGCAGUAAAAGUCCUAUGGAUAAAAAAUAUAUUUCUUUGACAAGAAUAUAUUGUACAAAGUGUCACCUCUUCCCCCCAAAAGAAAAUUGAAGACAUCUGAGAAAUAUACAUUGUAAACAAGCAUGUAAAUUCGUUCAAAAACAUUCUUUUUUCCCUAUGUUUUUUUGACAAUGUCUUUAAUACUGGUUGUAAGGACUUCCAAA